AUGUUUCAAGGCAAGCUUUUUAAGUAUACUGUAAUGGGUUGCCUACACAAGUAGCAGAAUUGUUGCUGGAUUGUAGCAUUUUGAACUGCAGAGGGGGGCGAGGAACUAUCACAUAUCUGAGUGCUUCCCUGUUUUGGGGGGCAGGAAGGGAUUCUUUUGUGUGUGCAUGCACACACACAUGUGCACACACCACUGACAUAUCAGAGAAAUGGGCAGGGUAUUGCCUUUCUUCCUCUCAUCUAGAUUUCCAUGCACCUGAGGAGGGGGGGGGGAGUUCUUGAUGUUUGUGGUUGACUCUUCAAUUAAGAUUGGAUGUGUGCUCCAACAAUGGAGAGGAAGAAUGCACAGCUUUAAAAGAACUAAAUUUUAAUGGUUCACCCAGUUGCCACAGUGGUAAGGGACAGUCUUACCACUUUGGUUUUUUAAAGGGUUACUUGACUGCUCCUGCUUGAGUCCUACAUCUAGUCAAAACAGUUCUUUAACUUUGUUGAUCAAUUAAUUAACUAUAGAACAAAAAGAACUGCAUGUCCCCACUGGUUCCCCCUAAUACUAAACAAGUAGACAAUGAAACAGCUCUGAGAUAUUAAUCAUAUUAUUACAAACAUAGAGGGGUUGAUGUGUUAUAAGAAAAAUAAUUUGGAUCCUGGGUUUCUGUGACAGAAACUUUAGAGCAUUUUCAAAUGUAGGCACUUAAAAUGCAUUUGAUAUUUUGUAAAGUGCGCAGUGUUCUGGGUUUGUUUGUUUGUUUGUUUAUUUCUAUUUCCUAGCUUGCCCUAUCUCAGAGGCAGGAUGCAAUAGAUUUAAAAUAUGCAUCUUAGCUGCCCAGUUAAAACCAGCUAAUGCGAUGUUGAAAGGUAAAAUUCCACACCAACUUAACGCUAGGCCUUAACUGCUUGCCCAAUUAAAGGUUUUCCUUUUUUUAAAAUGGCAACAACAAAUGCCCCUAAAUUUAUUCUAUAAGUUCCCCCAACUCUCUGGAGCACAUUUGGGGAGAGUGUGAGGUACACAUAGGGGGAGGAGAGUGGGGGGAAACUUGUUGCACUAGCAGGAAUCCUUGUGCUAAGUUAGUGCAGGCAUAGGCAAACUCCAGCCCUCCAGAUGUUUGGGACUACAAUUCCCAUCAUCCCAAGCUAACAGGACUAGUGGUCAGGGAUGAUGGGAAUUGUAGUCCCAAAAUCUGGAGGGUCAGAGUUUGCCUAUGCCUGAGUGAGUGGAAUACUGCCUCAAGUGCUUCCCACAGUACCCCACUAGCCCAAUGUCACAGGAGUGCAUUGGGUGUGAGGCCAUGAAACACAGGAGAAAUGUCCAUCAACAUUUUUAAGGGGAAGAGUUUCACUAUAUAUGUAAAUACUCCACCCUUCAAUGACCCAGUUCUCAAUUUGUGACACGAUUAUGAGUUACUGUAGAUGCACCCUGUAGAAUAUAACACACCAGCUGUGGUGAAUGAGGCAGAAUAAGCCUAUUGCAAAUAAUAAUAAUUAACUGAGCCAGCAACGUAUGUGUGUGUGCUGAGGUUGCGUAACUGCAAAUUCUGUGAGGUCACAUCUAUGUCAAGUUGACCUAGGAGUUCCUUGUUAGUCAUAACUUUGUCUUGCAACUAGGAUCUUCUAAUGGGGAAAAAAUGUUAGUAUCUCCUUUUUUAACAUUUACAGUACACACACCUUUGAAAUGAGGAUUAGAUGCGUCAGAACUGGGGGGGGGGACGGACCAAAGGGUCAGGAGCCUAGGUCAAGUGGGAUCAAGGAGAAAGAAAAAUGCCCUCGAAGCUGCCCAGAAAUGCCAGCUGCUGUUUCCAUACUCAGUACAGAUGGUCAAUUUGUGGUUGCUUCUACAUGACCUCAUUAUUGAGCAUUCUCCCUGAUUUGUUUGUGCAAGGUUUGUUGGAUAACAUUGGCUAUUUAUUGAGCAUGCACUCUGAUUAGUUUGCAGGGAGGUUAUUCAACAUUGCAUCAAGCAAUUGUUAUUCCACUUUGUCCCAGCCAUUUUCCCAUCUCUUUCGUUAUUGCACAAAGUCCAGUUUUGUCAAGGGUAGGAGAGAAGGCUUGCUGUGCAAGAGCACCAAAUCAGCUUUUAAUUGCGCUACCUGAAUCAGGCUUUAUUUGAUUGAAUCCCACCUGGAAAUACAGUAGUAACAGCCCAGAAGCAACCUUUAAUGCAACAGGGUGAUUUCUGUUUUGAUUUAUGAUGGCACUAAUCUUUGUCUUUCAAUAGGAGUGCAGUCACUGUACAGUACUGGUGUACUAGUGAAGGCAGGUGGGAGCCUUGUAGUGAGGUUAGACUUGCAGAAGACAAAAUCCUGUUUACUCCUUUAAGGUUACAGAGGGGUAGAUAGUGCAUGGACAUGGACAUGGACACGGACACACACACACACACACACACACACACACUGUUAAGCACUUUGCGCAUUGGAAGUGCUUAUUUGUUGCCACAUUUUAGAAGAGCUAUAGGUCUUCUUUCCAAGGGCGUGACCAGAAGUUAGAUAUGCCAAUGUUGUUCUGUGUCUUAAAAUCCACCCUGGAGGCUGUACUGUAUUGCUACAGAAGAAGCAGGACACACCCUUGCUGCUAUUUAUAAAAAGAACAAAGCCGGCUCUUUGCAGUGACUGACAAGCCAGGAAUCAGAUCUCUUCCAAGGUCAGGUAAGCAAAACUGCAUUGUAGGGCUAGAUGUAAAAGCAACUUUGUAUGCAACAAAUAAAAAAUAACGAAGCUAGUAAAUUGGUAACUUUCCACUUUCAUGACUUUGUCUUUAGGUUGAUUUGGAUAUAACAAAAGCUGGAGAGCCAGGUGUGAGGAAAUAACAUCCAGCCAGUAUUUUCUAUAAUGUGUAAAUGAAAGUUUGCAUUCAAAAUGUCAGACAAAAACCUUUCCCCCUCUAAACAUUGGAUUGUUGUUGUUUAGUCGUUUAGUCGUGUCUGACUCUUCGUGACCCCAUGGACCAGAGCACUCCAGGCACCACUGCCUCCCACAGUUUAGUCAAACUCAUGCUUCAAGAACACUGUCCAACCAUCUCAUCCUCUGUCGUCCCCUUCUCCUUGUGCCCUCCAUCUUUCCCAACAUCAGGGUCUUUUCCAGGGAGUCUUCUCUUCUCAUGAGGUGGCCAAAGUAUUGGAGCCUCAGCUUCACGAUCUGUCCUUCCAGUGAGCACUCAGGGCUGAUUUCCUUAAGAAUGGAUAGGUUUGAUCUUCUUGCAGUCCAUGGGACUCUCAAGAGUCUCCUCCAGCACCAUAAUUCAAAAGCAUCAAUUUUUCGGCGAAACGUUGGAUACACUGAAAUAAAUGCAUUGUUUUACAAUGCCAUUCAAACCCAAUGGUGAUCUUCAUUUAUUUCAGAAAGGGGGAACCUGAAGCACAGUUUCAGCCACCCCCAAGUGUCCCUAUUUUCCAGGGACAUCACUGAUUUAGAGAAACCAUCCCGGUUUCUGAUUUGAUCCUGGAAUGUCCCGCUUUUCCUUAGGAUGUCCCUAUUUUCAUUGGAGAAAUGUUGGAUGGGAUGGAGUUAUCCAACCGUUAAGCUUUCUUAAGGCAAUCCUGUAUAGGGAAGGUUUUUUUUAAUGUUGAAUGUUUUAUUAUGUUUUUGUAUAUGUUGGAAGCUGCUCAGAGUGACUGGGGCUACCCAGUAAGAUGUGUGGGGUUGAAAUAGUAAAAUGAUUAUUAUGGAAUGGGAUGUCCCUAUUUCCAUCAGAAAAUGUUGUAAGGUAUGCCGUUUUCCACAUUCAGUAUUUGGAUUUUUUCCAAGUGUACAAUUCCCCUUUUCUGCAAUUAUAUAAAUAGUGUAAUGGUAUCUCCCAUCUUGCCAUGUGAUGACUUCAAAAAUAGGAGAUUUAAAAUAGGAAAUAGGAGAUUUAAAAGAAUCAGUGUAACUUUAAUCUGUACUAUUAACUUACAUCUGGCAAAAGUUUUGUGGGUAAAGUUAGCUUUACAGAAGGCUGUAAAAACGCAGGUAUAUAGCACUUCUGAGCUAAGGGUGCAUUGAUUGAUUGAGCUGGGGCAGAGAGGGUCACUAACAUAGCCUUAAGGUCCCUGAGAAAGAGAAAAAGAACAUGAAUAGGGGCUUUCUUAUUGUUCAUUCUAUUCAUUGAGCACACUGCCUCUAAUAUGUGCAGCUGGGAGGUGGCGGUGAUGGGAGCUGAGUGAGCUCUCUUGGGCUGCAUGUAGGAAAAGAAGUGCAUCGUGUCAACCAUCACGUUUUUGAUCUUAGAGAAGCAGCUGUCCCUGGACAGAAAUCUGAGCUGAAAUCCUGCAGUUCAAAACUAAGCUCAGCAGGCAAUCAACUGUUGUUUCUGUUUCCCAUUUGUCAAUACGAAGAAGAUAUUGGUCAAAUUUACAGAUUAUUAUAGGGGUGAGGAGCCUGAGACCCUCCAGUUUGCUUGGACUAAAACACCCAUCAUUCCUGACCAUUGCCUACACUGGUCAGAGUUGUGGUCCAACAACAUCUUUAGGACAACACAGGCGCUCUAUCCCUGGGCUACUGAAAUAUUGUAUAUGACGUUUGAGCGCUUAGGAAAUGUGCUAUAGAAAUGCCAGGUCAUUAUAAUAUGUACAACUGCAUUGCUUAAUUGACUAAGGCUGCAUUCCUAAGCAUACCUACUUACCUGGGAGUAAAGCCCAGUGAACCCAAUGGAACUUAAAUCUAAGUAGACAAGUAGGCCUUUGACAAUUAAGGCAUUUUGUUUUGGAGGACCCACCUAUUUUGCUGAAUCUAUAUUGUUCUAUUUUGGUAAGAAUAGUUUGUGUUACUCAUUUUAAAUGAUUGCAACUGUCCUACAUGUUUUUAUAGCUGUAUAUUGUAUUAUUGGAACUCACCUAAGAUUGUAAAGGGCAGGUAAGAAACCUUAUAUAUAAAUUAUUGUAGCUGAUUAAAACAUUUUUGAUAAAUUAAAGUUAUAUUCUAAAUUAACUGGGCAACAUAUUAUUUAAAAAUAUAAUUUUAAUAUAAAAAACUAGAUAAAAAGUGAUUUCCUAAAAGAGUCCUCUUUUGUCCCACACAAUAAAAAAUGGAUCUAAGGCAAAACUUGCAACACACUUGCAUGAUUUAAAAAUAAUGGAAGUAUUCAUUCUGUUUCCAAACUACUGCUUUUACUUAUAUACAACUGUAUGCAAAUCAAGUCAAUUAGUCUGCAACUAUAAUUAAUGAACAUGAAUUUCUUCAGUUGAGCAACAGCCCUGGUCACACUAUAAAACCCCACCAACUAUUUAUGACCCGAGUUUGUCUCUUGCAAGCCUCUAAGGCAAUCAUCUCCUAUCCUGAUUUUUUUCAUGUUUACAGGUUAUAUUCGCUGCCAUGGAUUUUGCUCCAGAGAAGAAAGAGGCCUUCAUCGUAACUCGAGAGAUCUGUGCCGGCAGGAAGAAGAUCCCCUUGGGGUCCAUAGGAUGCUUUGUGGAGGGCAAGCACAGCAAAGGUCGUAUAGUUGACAUGAAGUCCAGGCCUGUCAUAGCCCUGAUGAGCAGCCACAUAAGACCUCUCAGCCAACACCAGGGUGCCCUGUUGCUCACCAUUGAGAGCCCACAAAAGAGGCAUAGCCUGUUCUGCAACGAACAGCUAUUCUCUUCCAUUUGCUGCCUGAGGAUCCACGAUGUGCUGCAACUAAGAUAUGGCAGAGUGGCGACUGUUGGUAUUGUGAGGGGCUUCUGGGAGCGGCGCAGGAAACCGGGCAGUGGAGAGCUGAGGAUGGUCCUCAUUGAGGUGGAGUUGCUGGUGAGGCCAUAGCAGGGCUUAGCUUCAGGGUAUUCUGGUACUGUUCUGCUCCUGUUAAUGGCCAAGCUUUUAGUUGCUGUGGAGCAAAGCCUUCAAAUUCCCCAUUUUUCAUCACAGGUCCUUCUCUGAAUCCACUAAUCCUUUAGCCUCUUUGUCUAUGCAUCUUUGCAUCCCUUACUCUUUAUCACCUAUCCUUAAAUAUAUACUUUAUGAUACCCCCUAUAUGACCAUUCUUAAAUGCAUAAGGUACUACCUUUGGCAAAUGGAAUUGUCCCUAAAAUGAACUGGUACUGCCAUUGCAGCAACAAGUUUGGGAGGGAAAAUAUAGAUCAGGGAUGUGGUAGCUCCCAUCAGCUCUAUCCAUCAUGGCCAGUGAUCAAGAAUGAUGGGAGAUGUAGUCCAACUGAUACAGGUUCCCCGUCCUUGGUAUGGAUUAUUGCUUCAAAAAAGCAGUAUUCUCAACACCGAUUAUUAUUUUCUUUGCUUCUUAAACCAGGAUCCAGGAAUUAUUGCCCUUGGUAACAGCUCCUCCAGGCUGAAAAUCGAUGCAAGCAAGAUUGUCGCUGUUAGCUCCAGCAUUACCAACCCCAUUUGGUGCAAAGAGAUUGGCCAAAGAUCCCUUAAGAAAGGUAAGAGUAGGUGAUGAAGUUGCAAGACCUCAGCCUCCUAAAAUUUCCAGUUUGUUUGCACAAUAUUUCUUAUCAAAGAGAUCCAUGGUUUUGAUAUCAUCGUCCCCCAAUUUCUUAGUUCUUGUGAUAUCCGGGAAGAUCACAAACAAAUGAGUUAUGCUUUAUGCUUCACGACCUUGGUGUGCCUGGUAGUGUGUUUGUGCACCUGUAAGAGACAUGCCUGUUAUGUAAGAGAAGUGCCAUUCCCCUCUCUGGGUGUGGCUCCCAACAUAACUCAGUGGAAAGGAGCUGGAACCUUAGUCUUGCCUGGGCAGUGAGUCCUAGCUAGUUGCUGUUAAAAAUAAAUACAACUACUGAAGUUCCCCUGACCUCCUGCUGCCCUCCUGCCACUUUCUGUCAUUAGGGCAGUCCCACUGCAAAUUUUCUUUCCCAAACUUACAGGGCAAGAGCAAGCGGCAAUACUAUGUGAUCUGAAAGGGACUUCACAAGAUCUCUUCCAGUGCCACAGAGAGUGCUGGGAUGCAACUCAAAAGCCAGCCACCCCAGGCUAUUGCUUAGAUUGCUUGGCAGUUGGGCAUAAAACACAGGGCAGUAUUUCAAGGCAUCAUAGUCUUGCAUCCAUGGGAGGGGCCUUACUGUCCUCAGGGAUCUGAAAUUCUGAUCACAGGGAGGAGAGUAAGAACGUUCAGAAAUCCCCUCUUUCAAUCCCCUUUCACGUUUCCCUGGGGGUCUGCAGGCCCUCAAUGUUAAGGUUGCCAUAUGUCGAAAAGUAAAAACCAAGACACCCCAAAAGUUGUUGAGCUUUUUUUUUAGUUUACUUGCCAAAGAUCCAGGACAUAUUGCCCCCCUGGACGUCACUUCUGCCUUUGAAAUCCCCAUAAUGUCCAGGAAAAUCUGGACAUAAGGCAGCCCUACUCCAUGUUGUAGUUGUGGGACUACAACUACCAUCAUCCCUGACCAUUGAUCAUGCUGGCUGGGACUGAGGGGAAUUGGAGUUCAGCAGCAACAUCUGGAGAGCCGUGUGUUCACCAUAUGUCUUGCUUUAGGUAUUUUGGCUCUCGUGGUAAAGGUAGGGUUAAUAACAGGACCAUCAUUUACCACACCCCAACUGUUCUUCUAGCGGGCAGUUACAUAAUGGAGCACUUGGCAGAGGAUGAUGCUGAGGCAGCAUGGGAACAUGACGUCCUGCAGAAGAUGGAAGGCAUCAUGAAGGGCAUCCAGGGGCAUUGCAACUCCUGCUACCUAGACACUACCCUCUACAGGUUUGUUCAGUGUUGGCUCUAGUUGGGGUCCAGCUCUGUGGUCUCUCCAGCGUUCCACACUGCCUCCUGCAUUCAGCAAUGCAUUCAGCAAACCCUUCUCCCCUUUAUUUUGCUGCCUUUUUCUGAUCAUAGUGCUUUGGUCUUUUUUGCAAUCUUCAUGAUCCUGUCCUUCCUGCAAAAUAGACCAGGAAUAGCCAACAUGGGCCCUACAGAUGGACUCCACAUUUGGAAGCUGUAUGCCUCUGAAUGCCAGUCGCUGGGAAUGGCCGGGGGGGGGGGAGUGCUGUUGCGCUCAUGUCCUGCUUUCAUGCUUCCCAUGAUGGCACACUGGAGAACAGAAUGUUGAACUAGAUGACACAUUGGCCUGAUCCAACAUGGUUCUUUUUAGGAUUGCAAUUUCCAUCACCACUGACCAUGCCUGAUGGAGCUGAUGGAAGCUGUAGUUUAAGCAGCAUAUGAUGAGCUGCUACACAUUGCCUACUAGACGAAGCCAAAAUGAUACUUAGCCCUUGGAGGGCCAGUUCCAUCAGCAGCUACACUAGGAAGUAGCAGGCCAUGGUACCCCUUCUGCACAACGGUGAUGACCUCCCUUUCUAUUUCAGUUCAUGUGUUUUAUGUGCACAUUUCUUUGCAGUUUAUUCAGCUUCUCCUCUGCCUUGGAUGGCAUCCUCUAUUCAUCUGAGGUGCGCGAUGCAACAGUGCAGCAAAUCUUGAGGCAGCAGAUUGUGCAGCCUUUGAGACAGUGAGUUCCAUUGCAUGUUCAAAGUGCUUGUACUCUGUCUGUGGUAUUCAUGUGCUCAGUGAUGGACUAUAAUUUAUUAUAGGAAUAAGGGAACUUUUCAUCCUGCCCAAUUAAGCAGGUCAAUAAUAGAAAAUACCAUACUGUAGAGGUAGGGGACAGCUAGUGGGGCCAGAUCCUGUUCUCCCCACUCCCAUGGACCAUGUUGAUUACACGAUAGCAUUUCAAGGAUCUCUCUAGUGCUGGAGAUCCUAUCUGGGCUCGCUGUCACCACUGAUAAGCCAGUUGGCACUGCAGCAAGCCUCACUUGUCAAGUAACAAUUGUGAGUGCACUUAAAGGCUCCCAGCGAUUUCUUUGCAGCCGUGUCUCUACCUGCCCCACACCUGAUGUCACCUGUUACAUUUGGGGGCAAUAGCCUUCUGGGCCAAACUGGGGCCUAUGCCAGGCCUGAUUUAGCCCACAGGCCAGAGGUUCCCCACUGCCACCUUAUUUAUUUUAGGAAAUGCACAAAGAGCAAGAACUCCUUCCCCUGGCCAGUGAAAAUUAGUAUGCAGAGUGGUUGAAAGAACUGAUCAAAAUGUCCACAGAAGUAAUUAUUGGUGUGAUUACGACAGCUUCUCAAAGAGCAAAUUGCUGGCCUGUGUUAAUUAGUACAGAGCAGGGGGUUGGGAAAUGAAUCAGGCUAAACUCCAAGGGAUGACAUUGUCACAGCAUGCCCACUUGCCCCACAGCUGCUGGGGAAGUAGCACUGUCAUCCAUGCUGACUUCUGGUGACAUCUCACCAGAACUCGCUGCUGCUGCUUUGCACCACAGAGGCACAACCUAGGUGAGGGGUGCAGCAGGGGUGCAGCAUGAUAGCAGCAGCUGGGUGGGGCAGCACUUCCCAUUUCCCCUCAAGCCAUGAAAGAGGAUGCACCACCCCAUCUUUAGAUGUUGCUGCAGUAUCACUCCUCUCACCCCUGACCAACAGCCAUGAUGAAUUGCAGCUUCCACUAGCACCAGCCAACAUCUGGACAGCCACAUGUUCCCCACCCCUGCUUUCUAGUGAAGUCGUGCAUUUCACGGCAUUAUAUACAUUUCAUGGAAUUCACAAAACACGUUACUGUUAAGAGAAAAUAGAGCUAUAGCCUUAAUUUUUUCAGGUAGCCCUUGAAGGAAAUAUCCUUGUUAUCAUGCAAACACCAGCACAUCUGCUUCCAGGUGUAGAUUUUAAGGAUCUUCUUUGCACCAUUGAAUGAACCGGCUUUUCAGGAAGGCAUGAGCUGAUGUUUAAUAGCUCAUCUAGUAUUUCCCCUUUAUACUCUCCACUUCCCCCAAGUGAUAGGAAUUUGCAGGGCUGUCUAUUACAAAGGUCAGUUUCAUGGAGAGAAUGUAGGCUGUUUUGUGUUGUAGUUGGUCAAAGAGGCUAAACAACAUGUUUAGCUUUUUUUUAAAAAAAAUAAAAAUAUGUAAUUAUACACAUUGAGCAUGGACAAGACACAGCAGGGUUAACCUUGAAACAGCAUCAGUUUCUGCCAAAGCAGCUGCAUUCCCUUGCAGCUCCCUGGGGCUGGUUUUUUCCUAGGUAGUCCCAACAGCACACAUUUCUUUCUCUAGCUAAAGACAAAAUUGUGAGCAGGCAGGUGCAACCAUCAUUCCUAGAUGAUCUGGGUUGCUCAUUAAUGAACAUUCAUUGUAAGCAGGCGAGCACAUAGCUUAUGCAAGUAUUGAUCUUUCCCAGGCAUGGCUAUGUGGGAGCUGAGAAUGUGAUGAAUUUGAGGAGGUCGCUGCGAUGUGACAGCUUUGUUACAGAAGAGAAAGGUAAGGGACAAUGUCAUCAUAGUCCUUUCAAUGCACCUCUGGGGGCACGGGGAUGUCACUUUGCCACUGCUUGCUUCCCUCCUCCCCUAAAAAAUACACUCAGACACUUUGAAGUAUCUGGAAUAUGUCCACAAAUGAAGAGUGUGUAAACUAGGAGUAUAGUUCUGCACAUUGCUGCAGGCCUUUUGCUAUCCUAAUGGAGACUACUGUUGACAGAUCCAGAGGAGUUUCUGAAUGUCCUUCUCAGAGAGGUCUUGGCUGUAGAACCCUUGCUCAAAAUCAGGUAUGGCUUUGAUCUGUUGAUCUUUUUUUUUUAUCUUGGCUCUGAGGGCCAGUCACCAGGGCAGUAUAUCUACCAUGUGACUAGGGAUGCCAACUCUUGGAUUCAUAAAAUCUGGUGACUAGGCAAGGCCUAGGAUUGGAGCCCAUUUCAUUGCAGCACUGGGUGUGGGUGGGAGCCUAGCUGUGUCACAUGGAUGAGGACAGACGGCAUUGAGUUGAGAUAGGUUGGGAGGUGAAGUUUUUCAGUAGGAAGGAGCCCAACACAAAAGCUGUUAAUUUGCCUAAGAGGUACAGCUUCUAUAAAUUGGCUGAAAAUGAGAGGGCAGGGGAAACAACUUGAAAGCAAGAAAACAACGGCCUGGUCAAUAUUAUACUCCAAUAAUGACAUUUUUAAAAACAUGGUGGUAGUAGUCAAGCCAUACACAGCUACCUGUGCUGUUUUGAUUGGGAAGUUAUGGCUUGACCCAGAUUCUUUGCCUCCAGGCAAACACUGCCACCUCCACAGUUAAGCCUCCAGAGGCAGUAUUUGUUGCUCUUUCUUGUAAUGCAAUGAAUAUAUUCCUGCAGUAGAUCUUGGUCCUGACAAAUGUGGGUGGUUUUGCUGGCCUUAGAGCAAGUGAUUCAUCCUCCAUGCCACUUUUGUACAGACUUUUACUAGACAGUGCACUUGUGAUAGUGGGUUAACAUUGGUAUACAUCUACACGUACAUAAUAUGCUUCAAAACAACUGAGCUUCAAAACUUCUUCCCCCCCAAAAAAAAUUUAGGUCAGACAACGAAGUGCUAGAAUAUAAUUGCUACCAGAUCCUUGCAGAGAAAGAUGCUACAAUCAAAGUGCCCAUUGUGCAGCAGCUACUGGAAAAAUCCCUGCUCUCAUAUGGCUUAAAGCUGGAUGAGGUAUGCAACUAGCUUUAGGUAGCACUGUGUAUAUUUCAAGGUUAGAAUAUUGGAUUCUCGGUAUUUUAAAGACCUCAACUACAACCAAGAAUGAUCUAUUCAGGAGCAGUUCUAUUUGGACCACUCCAUCUUGUGCCAAUUUACAGCAAAACACAUACAAACACUCUUCAAAAAGGUCCAUUUCUUCCAGAUUCCUUCAUGCCUCAUCUUACAGAUGCCUAGGUUUGGGAAGAGCUAUAAGAAGUUUUCAUCAGUGUAUCCCUCUCUCGAGCUUGACCUCACAGAUAUGGUGGAGCAAGGUAAAUCAAAGAUUUGAUACUGGUUGGGUUUGAUGUUACUAAAAACCGAUUGAAGACUGCUGUAACAAACCUGGGUUCUUUUUCUAUGAUUGUAGCUCCACGGGUGUGUUGUGUUUGUGGAGGAGAGGCAGCCCACGGAUGCUCACGGUGCCAACUGGAUUCCCUCCUGCAUCCCAAACUCAUUAAACUGUUUGAGAACCUUUCUAAGGUACAAAGGAGCAAUGAAAUAUUAUUUCAUGAUAGGUCAGUGGGAGGGUUCUGUAAUGACAUUGGCAAGAGUUGCUAGCAGGUAGCCAAAUGGUCCAUGUGAACAAUGAGCCUUUGUCCUUAGGUUUUUUAUUAAAUUUUCAUAACUUUAACCAAUUAAUUUCAAAUCUGUUACACAUUUCUGUUACAAUUUGACUUACCACCUUUCAUUCCAUGCUUUUUUACACCCACCCCUUUCUCCUACUGCAUAAUAUCACACAUUUCAACUAAUACAUAGUCCCCUAUUUCAUAUAUUAUCAGUUUCUUCCUGUUGCUCAGAUUUCAAAUCCUGCUCACAGUUUCAUUUGGUCAUCAUAUUUUUUUCAAAUAACCCAAAAAAGGCUUCUACUCUUCCAUAAAUUGUCCAUCAUAUGGAUCUCUUACUUUCGCUUCUAGCUUUGCCAGUACCGCUUAGUAACUGUGAGCCUCUGUCUUCAUCUUCAGGGAUUUAUUGCUACAACUUCUUGCACACUUACAUGUGGAGUUACCCACCCACCAGGCAAGCAAGCAAAAAUUAGGCUUACCAGCUUUGGCACAAUUUCAACAAACAAUAUUCUCCCUGUAGGUAGAGAUUUGCAUAGUUAUCUCUGCUAGAUUUCUGCUGGUUGUGUAGCUGUAAAAGGCACAGCACCCUCCCUGGAAAAGUUUGUAAAUUUACCUCAAGGAUCUUCCUUCAGAACUCUGUAACCUGCAUAUUCUCCUUCCUCCUCCAUAACAUGAUAACUUGUAUUCUAGGAAACAACACAUUCUCCCUAUUGGGAAACCCAAAAGUACGUCCCAACUGGUUAGCCUCCCAGAAUCCUCUUUGCACAAUAAACAUUCCAGGUACCUUAGGCAAUUUCUUGGCCAAGAGUUCCAGGUAUAGUGAAAAACCAGCUACGCAAAUGGCACAGUCUGUACCGGGCUGUCCGCUAGGGGUUUAUUAUUAUUAAUUAAUUUACAAAUUUGCCUUUUACGUUUUUAUGUCUCAAGGCUAUUUACACAGACAUGGCUAAAAUGGUUUUUAAAACAGUACAAAGAAAUCUGAAAAUAGGUUUCAAAGCAAUGCAAAGUGAACACCUGAAGGAGCGAGGUCUUUUCAUGCAGUUGGAGAAGCCUGCCAAAACAAAAAUGUCUUCAAUUGUGUCUGGAAAAUACAGGUGGUGGCCUCCUGCUGUAGUUCAACAGGUUUGCAAAGAUCAAGCCUACAUUGCUGGACUGCACUGAAGGGUGACACAGUCAAAGUGUGACACCCAGGAUUAGCACAAGGAAACAGAACAUUAUAAUCAUCACUUCAAGAUGCGGAAAAGCCCGAAAAACAGUGUCGAAUUCUGACUAACAUUCAUCUGUUUCUUUCAUCCAGCCACCAUCUCAUCGAAUUGGACUGAAGCAUCCUUACAAAGGACUAGGACCCAACAGCCCUCCCACAAAGCAGUACACCUUGGAUCUCUUUGCCGUCCUUUGCAUAGAAAGCAGCCAUUACGUGGCUUUUGUUAAAUACGGCCCCUUGAGACACUCCUGGCUUUUCUUCGACAGCAUGGCUGGCACACUGGGUAAGCAAGGAUCUUGGGCCUUAUUUGUGGGGGUUAUUCUAAAAACCAGAGCUCCGCCAGCUUCAACACGUGUUUCCAAGGUUUUCUGUCCCUUUCCCAUUAGUUCUUACUUCCUCCCUAUUUUCACUUGGACAUGGCUUUCUUCAGCGCUGCUGAAUCAUGGCAACAAAUAUAAUUACUGUCUUGCUCUUCACAAGCUCACACAAUGCUUAACUACAGGCAUCCCCACCACCACUUACGCAGGGGUUACAUUUUGGGGCCCCCGUGAGCAUAAGUGAAAUUGCGUAAAGUGGGGGGCAGCCUCUAAAAAGGCUCUAAAUGCCCAUUUCCCGCCUGCUCUCCAGCUCUCUCUCCACACACAACUCUCUCCAACUAGAGUUGAAGUUCUGGGGCCAGCUAGAGGACGCACAGAAAAGCAGCAGCAACAUGCAGCAGCUGCGCUACCCCAGGCGUCAGCUGCUAGGUGAGGAGGCUGAGCAACCUAAACAAAGCCCUGCUGUGCCUCCAGUCUCUUUAGGGCUCCCUCUGUCCUCACCGACGUCUUUUUGGGGCUCUGGGGAGGGUCUCCUCGUGUGUCACAAGGACUCUUCAGCUCUCUUUUGCCAUUUCCUGGUAUGAUUCUAUAAAUAAAAAAUGGAGGUGCUAUAUGUACUUCUCCAUGUUUGUUUGUUUUGUAACACAAUACAAUCUCUACUGAAAACUAAUAAUAAUAAUAAUCUUUAGCUGCCUUUUUUUAAACUGUCCCUGUUUUUCUUUAGAAAAUGAGAAAGGAACUAACAUUCCUGUGGUCAAGGCCUGCCCUCAGAUUGGAGACUAUCUGGCUAUGACACCCGAGGAAUUUGCUACUGUGGACACCAAGCAGAUGGAUGCUUUUUCCAGAAGAUUUUUCUGUGAUGCUUACACAUUCAUGUACCAAAAGCCACAGCACGCUUCUUACAAGUAUUGGUUCAGAAACUGA
Podarcis lilfordi (Lilford's wall lizard) is the source of this 14338-nucleotide messenger RNA. Lineage: Eukaryota; Metazoa; Chordata; Lepidosauria; Squamata; Lacertidae. The record is from the annotation of a GenBank genome assembly.